Molecule: messenger RNA, 216 nt
Organism: Ambispora leptoticha
Lineage: Eukaryota; Fungi; Glomeromycota; Glomeromycetes; Archaeosporales; Ambisporaceae
Source: the annotation of a GenBank genome assembly
AUGUCUAUUCAUGAUGACUCAUGGAUUGAAAUUUUUGCUUCAGCGGCAUUGGAAAGUACUGAUAUUAUUUGUGCUUCCCCAAAUUUUCAUGGAAAACCAAUGUUUUCGAAUAUUAACGUUAGUGCUAAAAAUGAAGAAAAUGAAGAUAUAAAUUGGUACGGAUUGGAUAUUGCUAAUACUCAAGUUUUACCGAGCAACGGACAAAGAACCACUUGA